CAGGUUGGUAAAAAUGUUAUCUACCCUAACUUGGGCCAAUUUGUGGAAGGCCAAAGCUCUCGAAGGGAGAUCUCAUACUACCAGUGGGUGACAUUCUUCCUGCUGAUCGAGGCGCUAGUCAUCUACCUCCCACGGCAGAUCUGGCACCAGCUCACCCAUAGUCAGUGUCUCCCCUUCGAUUUCACCAACCUUCGACGUCGCGAAGACUGGGAGGACAAAAAGAAUUUCCUGGUUUGGCAUAUGAAACAGACGAGGGGCAACCACGAGUACUGGCUGUGGCAAUAUCUGCUGACCGAACUCUUGGCGAUUGCCCUGCUCGCUUCCUUCUUCAUUCUCACUGAUGUGUUCCUGGGAGGCGACUUCUACAACUACGGGCUGGACUGGGUCAACUUCAUGCACAAUGCAACUAACACUACCAUCUCUCCCAUGACAGCACGUUUCCCGCGUCUGACUGUGUGCAAGCUACAGUACCACAGUCGUGGAGGCACUAUCAACAGUUACUACCCACUCUGUCUCCUUCCCAUCAACUGUUUUAAUGAUAAGAUCUUCCUGUUCCUGUAUUUCUGGUACUGCAUGUUGUUUGGGCUGUCACUGCUGCGGGGGCUCUACAUGCUGGUGCUCGUCACCUGCAAACCGGCUCGGCGGUUGCGUCUCAAGUUCAGCGCUAAGCUGGUGCCCGAAGAUACUUUGGACCGGUUCAUUAAUGCUCACAAUCUCAGCGACUGGUUUGUGCUGUGCAAUCUCGCACCCACCAUGGACCCUGUACUCAUCGCUGAACUUGUCACUCAGCUCGUGUACGAGGUGCAAGGAGGAGAAAGUUCCGACUCCAAACCGUCCCGCCUCGGAAAGCAAGAAAAAUCGCUUCAGUCUGUAAAUUACAUAUGAGAUUCAGCGCCGCGCGCUUCCCCACACUCGCAUUCACACUGCCUUCCCAAUGGCCACCCCAGCUACGGAUUCCGUGCAAGUCCGAACCCGUACGGCCAGUAUCAUAACCGCUACCCACCCGUUCACGGGUACGGCACCGCCUAUUCCAACGGCCACUGCGAGGGGCUGUAAGUGUGGUUGGUUCCUGCCUGGCCUCUGUGAGGUCCUCCACCCGUCAGACCUGGGCCACGGCAGUGCACAGGGCUCGGCCCAGCCCCCUGCGUCACCUGGACGCCUGGGGCUGCAGAACCGCACGCAGGGGAAGGCGCCGCGCUACUCUCAUACCGCCGCACUACCACGUUGGGGCCCGCUGUCCACCAUACACCUGGUGUACUCUUCAAGCCCAGCCUGGGAUGGUGGGCUGCGGCGCUCCGCCAAAGUAACAGAAUAAGCAACAGUAACAGCAACAGAGCAGAACAAGAGCGUGGUCGAGCCCUGAAGUUCGCCAUGAGACCUGCCACCACAACGCAGAAGAACGGUGGACGACCUUUGCACCUGGUUCGCCCAUCGACGACUACACACCAGGGCUUUGCAACACCGGCACUCUGCGUCUCCAACAUGGGGACCUCUCGGUGAUAAAUAUCGUUGAAAUUUGAAUCUGUUUGUUAUGUUACUGGCAUGAGUUUAUCGGAAGUAUUCACACAGAGAUCUUGGUCACUGCUGCACUGGUUGCAAACUUGCAAUCAGCCAACGGCUCUUGUUAAGUCACUUUUUUUUCAUAUAGUGAAUCUAAUCUUUAAAGGACUGUUUGUGUGUAUUUUAUAAGCUCGUAGAUCUUUUGUUUUGCUUACUUGUCUAAGCUGUGUAGCUGACUGGUGAUAUUACAAGACAAUGUUUUCUGUAUAUGAAAGAGUUUUAUCAGUAUUUAAAGUAUUCUUCAGUAUUAUGAAUGAGAACAUAUACUAAGAUAAAGUAGUAUAUUAUAUAUAUAUAUAUAUAUA
Procambarus clarkii (red swamp crayfish) is the source of this 1865-nucleotide messenger RNA. The record is from RefSeq and is a predicted model, not a curated record. Lineage: Eukaryota; Metazoa; Arthropoda; Malacostraca; Decapoda; Cambaridae.